UGACAUCCGGCAUUCCGCAAGAAAAUGAAAAGAAAGCGAGCGUUGCACGCGCUAGGUUGAGAUGAGAUCACCUGUAUCGGAUGGAUUAAAUUAGAUAUCCCGGUGUAGUUUCAACACAAAAGAGACCACAUGUUGACAAGAUCGACUGAGCAGCACGAGCCGGAGGCAAUUUUAGAAGGACUCUUGAUCUGGUUGAGUGGACGGAGUAAUCGGUUAAUGGCAAUCUGAUAUUUGCCUGAUCUAAUACAGUGACUGCGCCAGACAAAUCAAAGCAUUUCAGACUUCAUUUCCAGCAUCGAAACGUCGCGCAGUGAAAGAUGAAUCACCUGUCUUUGAGUGAGCUGUGCUGCCUCUUCUGCUGUCCUCCAUGCCCAAGCAAAAUCGCCUCCAAGCUGGCUUUUCUCCCUCCAGAGCCCACUUACACUUUAAUGUCCGAUGAGAGUGGCAGUCGAUGGACCCUUCACCUAUCCGAGCGUGCGGAUUGGCAGUAUUCCUCCCGGGAGAAAGACGCCAUUGAGUGCUUCAUGACCCGGACAUCAAGGGGGAACCGUAUCGCCUGCAUGUUUGUGCGAUGUUCUCCCAAUGCUCGCUAUACCCUGUUGUUUUCUCACGGUAACGCUGUAGACUUGGGUCAGAUGAGUAGCUUCUACAUUGGCCUGGGAUCCCGCAUCAAUUGUAACGUGUUUUCCUAUGACUACUCUGGUUAUGGAGCAAGCUCAGGAAAGCCCUCAGAGAAAAAUUUGUAUGCUGAUGUAGAAGCGGCCUGGCACGCGCUGCGAACAAGGUACGGAAUCAGACCGGAGAACAUAAUCAUUUAUGGGCAGAGCAUUGGCACGGUUCCUUCGGUUGAUCUCGCCUCACGGUACGAGAGUGCUGCAGUUAUCCUUCACUCCCCUCUGACCUCAGGCAUGCGAGUGGCUUUUCCCGACACCAAGAAGACGUACUGCUUUGAUGCGUUUCCCAACAUUGAUAAAAUCUCCAAAGUCACUUCUCCGGUGUUGGUGAUCCAUGGUACGGAAGAUGAGGUGAUCGAUUUUUCCCAUGGACUGGCGUUGUAUGAGCGCUGCCAAAGGCCCGCGGAGCCGCUGUGGGUGGAGGGGGCGGGCCACAACGAUGUAGAGCUGUAUGGACAGUACCUGGAACGCUUGAAACAGUUUGUUGCCCAUGAACUUGUGAACUUAGAAAUUGAACCUCUAGAUUAGGACUGACCUCACUUGAUAAACGUGGCAACUGUGAACCAGACUGCUUUUUUCCUCAUGAGUCGCAGUGCUCUGGUAUAGAGAACAUGGGAGGAGUGUCCUUACUGCCUUUCUGAUGAUGUACCUGUGGUGGAGUGGACGAGGGGUCUGCUGGUUCAGUAGCCCUACGUUAGUUUCUGCUAUGUGUCUUGAUACUAUGUACUAAAAAAUUUAAACUCAUUCCAUAGUCUAUACUAUGAUUUUGCUGUAUGCAUGUGUUUAGGACCAUUAAGGAAAUCCAAUACUGUACAAAGAGGUGCAACAUUCUGACACAACAUUUCGCCAUGCAGGUGAUGCCAAAAAUUCAGUACUGAUCUUUGAUGUUACUUUGUACUAGGAACAAUGUUUAUAACUUGUCUGUUUAACCACAUUAUGUACACUGUAUGCCAUUUUAUCAAUUUAAUUUGGAUUUUGUUUUUUGGAUGUCCACCAGUGUAAAUGUAUUGUCCUGUGCAGACCUUGAAAAUAAUGUUUUAAAUGUCAAAUAAACUUAUAGACUUCGGAAAUAAAAGAUACACUUAGUUGUGGCUUAAAACAGCCCAAUAUAAAGACACUUUUACUAUCAAAGCAGAGUGUAUUUUUCUUCACUAUUUGUGUGAGGCUUAAAAAUCAGUCAAUUACACAUAAAUGUUGUUGAACAACACACUUGAUUCUGUAUGGAAUCAUCACUAAUUUCUACUGUCUUGACAAAUGAAACCCAUAUAAAGAAAUGCACACAACUGUUUUUUUCAUGCCAUGAUAAAGCUGUUACUUUAGACCACUACUGCUAAAUUUAGCAGGUGCAUUGUAAAGUUUUUUUGUUAUAUAAUCCUCAUAAAGUUUUCCUUAAGGAACACAUGAUAUAUGAUAUGAGUGUGGAUGGAUGUGUAAAUGUGAACUAUCAAUUUGUACUUCUGAAAAAGACUGUCUCCCUGUUCUGUUUAGUAUUUUGAUAACCAUUAAAAUGGUAACAAUUUUGUUACCGAUGUAACUUGAUUUACUAUCCUAUGUAUGGCAUAGAAAAUGUUUUAAAUGGUCAGACUAAUGUUUUUUUUUUUGUUAAACACGCGUUGAUAAGAUUAUUGUAUAAUGAUAUUGAUAAUAGUUAUACUACAGAAGUGAAAAUAAACAUGUAUUUAAAAAAAACUAGAGAC
Molecule: messenger RNA, 2371 nt
Organism: Paramisgurnus dabryanus
Lineage: Eukaryota; Metazoa; Chordata; Actinopteri; Cypriniformes; Cobitidae
Gene: abhd17b
Product: abhydrolase domain containing 17B, depalmitoylase
Biological process (GO): protein depalmitoylation; regulation of postsynapse organization
Cellular component (GO): plasma membrane; endosome membrane
Molecular function (GO): palmitoyl-(protein) hydrolase activity
Source: RefSeq, a predicted model, not a curated record